AUGGCCCUCGAAACCGAGACAGACUCCAUUGUCCAGCAAUUCGAAUACUCGGACAAUGAUGUCAACAAGGCAGUGAAGGAAUUCCUCCGCCAAGCGGACGAGGGACUCGAGAAGGAUGGGACAAGCUUGAGCCAAAUUCCGACCUAUGUCACAGCCGUACCCAAUGGCACUGAGAAGGGGUUGUACAUGGCCGUCGACCUCGGUGGUACGAAUUUCCGCGUGUGCUCGAUCCAACUGCUCGGCGACGGCACCUUCAGCCAUACGUACAACAAGGUCGCCGUCCCGAAAAACUUGAUGGUGGCUAAGAAGGCGGAGGAUCUCUUUGCCUUUUUGGCUCAGGAGAUUAAGAAGUUUCUUGAGGAGCAUCACAGCGAGGAUUUUGAGCACCACAUCCGUCGUCGCAUGACCGUCAGCUCUCCAGAUGGAUUCCGGGACGAACACAUCUUCCGCAUGGGGUUCACUUUCAGCUUUCCCGUCAAGCAGGUUGGAAUCAACAAAGGCACCCUCAUCAGGUGGACCAAGGGUUUCGACAUCCCCGAUGCCAUCGACAAAGAUGUGUGUGCGCUUCUGCAGGCCGAAAUCGACAAGCUCCAUCUCCCAAUAAAGGUGGCUGCUCUCGUUAACGAUACCGUCGGCACGCUCAUGGCGCGCUCGUACGCCGCUCCGGGAAAGAAUGGCUCUGUGCUGGGUGCCAUCUUUGGCACGGGUACCAACGGCGCUUACGUCGAGAAGUUGUCGAAGCUAAAGAAGCCCCUGGCCGGCGACUACGACCAGUCAACCGGGGAGAUGGUGAUCAACACGGAAUGGGGCUCGUUCGACAACCAGUUGAAUGUCCUGCCGACGACCAAGUGGGAUGCUUCCCUGGAGAAGGACAGCUUGAACCCCGGUUUCCAAAUGUACGAGAAGCGUGUUUCGGGCAUGUUCCUGGGCGAGAUUCUUCGUCUCGUCGUUGUCGAACUCCUGAACAAUCCCGAAGUCUCUUUCUUUAAGGACGAGAACUCGAGCUCCAAUGACCGGGGAUCAGUAACCAUCAUUUCGCGGGACUCGGGUCUGUUCAAGCAAUGGGGUCUGGACACAGCCAUCAUGUCAACGGCCGAACUCGACCAAGAUCCAGAGCUCACUGGCCUGCGUCAAGCUCUCGAAAACAACCUCCACGUCUACGCCCCCGCGUACGAGGAUGCCCUGGCGUUCAAGAAGGUUGCGCACGCCAUUGGCCGCCGCGCCGCGCGUCUCUCGGCCGUCGCCAUCGGCGCCAUUGUACUCCAGACCGGCAAGCUCAACGACAAAGACGUGACUGAAGAAGACCCCAUUGACAUCGGCGUCGACGGCAGUCUAGUCGAGCAUUACCCAGGCUUCCGCCCCAUGAUCUACGAAGCCCUGCGCGCCAUCGACGGCAUCGGCGAGGAAGGCGCCAAGCGCAUCCGCAUCGGCCUCACCCAGGACGGUUCCGGCGUCGGUGCCGCCCUCAUUGCCCUCGUGGCCGCGGGCAUGGAGAAGAAUGCGAACGCCGAGUACAUUGGCGAGCUCCGCUCGACUUCCAAGGCUGCUGCCGCUACGGACGGGUCGGCGGACGAGAAAGCAACCAAUUCGGACUAG
Messenger RNA from Dichotomopilus funicola, 1596 nucleotides. RefSeq lists its product as uncharacterized. Gene Ontology annotation, molecular function: glucokinase activity; ATP binding; fructokinase activity. NCBI's taxonomy places the organism in Eukaryota, Fungi, Ascomycota, Sordariomycetes, Sordariales, Chaetomiaceae. Bases 1 to 1596 code for a protein of 531 amino acids. Gene Ontology annotation, cellular component: cytosol; mitochondrion. The record is from RefSeq and is a predicted model, not a curated record. The transcript has 3 exons. Gene Ontology annotation, biological process: intracellular glucose homeostasis; glucose metabolic process; glucose 6-phosphate metabolic process.